Molecule: messenger RNA, 1137 nt
Organism: Megalops cyprinoides (Indo-Pacific tarpon)
Lineage: Eukaryota; Metazoa; Chordata; Actinopteri; Elopiformes; Megalopidae
Gene: ca5a
Product: carbonic anhydrase Va
Exons: 7
Coding region: 278-1078 (266 amino acids)
Cellular component (GO): mitochondrion; cytoplasm
Molecular function (GO): carbonate dehydratase activity; zinc ion binding
Source: RefSeq, a predicted model, not a curated record
CUCCUCUCCGUAGCGCCUUCGUCAGGGGGUUCGGCAUUCUCCGUCAGCUCCGAAGUUUCCCGAAGUCGGAUUUCUCUAAAAGUUUCGGUCCUGAAACUGCGAUUGGGGUCCCGGGCGGCUCGGGGAUCGAGCCCAGCCUGUCCUGGCGUGCCCGUAGGGGUUGUGUCGAGUCCCGGUGCGGGAAGGGAGUGGGUUUUUCUGCCUGAUUGGUCCAGGAAGAGCGUGAUUCGCCGCGGUAGCUUCGCGGAACAGAAGCCGGAUUUUCCCUCUUUCUGUAAUGAUGGAAGAAGCGGCGCUUUUUGCGCAGCAGAUGCACCCCAUGUGGAGGACCCCCCUGGCCGUCCCGGGCGGCGACCGGCAGUCCCCCAUCGACAUCGCGGCCGGGAAGAGCGUCUACGACCCGGGGCUGCGACCCCUCGCCGCCCGGUACGACCCCCGGACGUGCCAGCAGGUCUGGAACAACGGCUACUCCUUCCUGGUCGAGUACGACGACACGACGGACAAAUCCACCCUGUGCAGCGGCCCGCUGGAGGACCGCUACCGCCUCUGCCAGUUCCACUUCCACUGGGGCGAGAGCAACGCCUGGGGAUCCGAACACACCAUCGACCGGCGCCUCUACCCCGCCGAGCUACACCUCGUCCACUGGAACGCCGACCGGUACAGCCUCUUCGAGGAGGCCGUGAUGGAGGAGAACGGCCUGGCCGUGCUCGGCGUCUUCCUCAAGGUCGGGAAGCGGCACGAGGGGCUCCAGAAGCUCGUGGACGCUCUGCCCGCCGUCAGGCACAAGGACAGCGUGGUGGAGUUCACCAAGUUCGACCCGGCCUGCCUCCUCCCGGAAAACAUCGACGACUAUUGGACGUACGCGGGGUCGCUGACCACGCCCCCCCUGACCGAGUCCGUCAGCUGGAUCCUGCUGAAGCAGCCCAUCGAAGUCAGCCACGACCAGUUAGCGGUGUUCCGGAGCCUCCUCUUCACCUCCGCCGAGGAGGAGGUGCAGAAGAGCAUGGUGAACAACUUCCGCUGCCAGCAGCCGCUAAAGGGGCGAACCGUCCGCUCCUCCUUCUCCCCGUUCCUUUAGCGCCAGGGGGACCGGACGCUAACCGCUAACCCCCUCCACCCACCCACCACCAACCCCGC